AUGCGGCCCUUCAGACUCCUCGACCUCGCGCCUGAGCUACGCAACAACAUCUACGAGCAUGCCUUGACCCACGACCGCUCAAGUGGCAUCACGGCUGCGGUCGGCCUUCUUAGGACCUGUCGCCAAGUCUACAGCGAGAGCAAACCCAUACUCUACGAACAGAGUAUCUUCACAAUCAGCGCGAGAUUCACAUCAGAGCAGCAAGAGAGCCCACGUUCGAGGCUCCAUAGGCUGAUGCUGGGUGGCGACAUGUCCACGACUCCAGCUCACCACGAGUCCACCAUAGGAAUGCUCCGGCUCCUACCUCGCAAAAUGCUUGAACUUCCUCGCAUCCACAUCGAAAUCGACAUUGAAGAACUUCCCUUGGAAGGCAGGCCAUCUGAGGAGAGCCGUCGCGCAGCCCACGCAACGAAUCGAUUCCUAUUCCCCUUGGUAGACCUGCUCAACUCGUCUGAUCGACCGCAUCGCCUCCAAUUUUCGAUCAUGCACGGCUCGAUCGAACCUACCUCUCCCUUCAUCCAAAUCACUUUCUGGCCACUGCGGAAACUACAGAAGCACAUCCACUUCGGACUGAAAACACUUUCAAAGCAUUUAGCGGCACACUCUGACAAUCGCUUACCAGGGGGCGGGCCCAGCGCCGAUAUACUGGCAAGAAAGGUGGACAUGGAAUUGCACAAAUAUCGCCAGCGAGACCUCGUUCAUGUCCCUCUCACCAAGUACUCGGACAUCCACGGCCAGGCUACACACGGCCAACCAGACAACGAAGUUCGUCGCUUGGCGCGACAUCACCUAGAGAAAAUAACCAGCGAACUCGAAAACGUGACCUGGUGGUCUCAAAUUCAGGAUACGAGAAUCUGUCUGAGUUUCAUCGCGGCCCAAGGCUUGCUGAGGAUGGACUCAGUCGAGAGCUUCAAGGACGUGGUCGGGCCCCCAGACUGGCUCAUUAGGUCUUUCAGGAUCCUCGAGGAAAUGGGCUCGCCGGUCAAGCCCAGAGCGUACUUGAAGAAGACCUUCGAGUCUCUGUCGCAUGUCAUUGACAAAAUCCCUGCGACUGCUGACGAGGAGCACUGA
Zasmidium cellare ATCC 36951 is the source of this 1071-nucleotide messenger RNA. RefSeq lists its product as uncharacterized. The record is from RefSeq and is a predicted model, not a curated record. The coding region runs from base 1 to 1071 and encodes 356 amino acids. The transcript has a single exon. NCBI's taxonomy places the organism in Eukaryota, Fungi, Ascomycota, Dothideomycetes, Mycosphaerellales, Mycosphaerellaceae.